GCUGCCAAGUUUAUUGAAACCGCAGAACUCGUGAGCAGCGGACGUGUCUCGCUCGAUCGCACCGCGCACCUGUUUUAAUCUCCGUUCGCUCUCUCUCGCACUCGCACUCGCACUCUCACUCUCGAUCGCUCAAACUCUCGAUUGAGGAGUCAAUUCGCUGGCAGUUGCAUUGUCGGACGAGCGUCUUGGGGAUUCGUGAUAUCGUGUCGCAGUUUGAUUGAAUUUGAUGUGAAUAAUAGGGAGAAGAGUCUGGAAUAUUACAUAUUAUUUGUAUUUGGCAAUACUCUUGUGCACACGCUGUCGCCGGCUUGCGUUUGCGUUUGCAGUUGCCUCAGAUUUUGUCAUCGCCGCCGCGUCUCCGGCUCCGAUCAUUGUUAUUCUGCUCCUACGCGAUAAUUAUUCGAACUCGUUCGCGGAUUUCGACUCUGUAUUUGGGCAAUGCCCAAUUCUAAAUUGUUAAUUGCGUGACAAAGAAAACAAAAAUAAAUCAGCGAGCAACUGUAACUCCUACCCCACCCACGAAAAUGCAAAACGAAAUGAACAAAUCACACCGUUGCGGCGGCAGCUCUGCCAGCAUUACCGUUAUGCUGAUGCUGCUGCUCCUCAGCGUCCACGCAGCCGUUGGAAGGCCUGAUGUACGGCCAUCGCCAUUCGCCUUAGAGCUGCAGCCGCCACUGGCGCAGACGGCGGAGGCAUUCAAUGGGGCCGAGGUAGGCGGACAGAGGUCCGUCGACAGCUACGGCAAUCCCAUUGCAGGCCUGCGCCCCAUCGACACUCCCGACGGGCGCAAGGUGGUCAGCGCCCAGGGCCUCCAGUUCGAGAUACCCACCUACGCGUCCGGCAUCACGGAGAUCCGACAGCCGGCAGAUGAUCUGCUCCCGCCCCACAUUGAUGCCAUCGCAGUGGGCCUGGCCCCGCCCUCGGACACGAGCACCGGUCCGAACUCAUUCGCACCAGACCCAGUGUCUGCAUCUGCAUCUGCAUCUGCAUCCGCACCAGCACCAAUACCAGCCACAUCACUAACACCUCCAAAGCAUAGCCCAUCCCCCACAACGACGACUGUCACCACGGAUGUGGAGGUGGAGCAGGCACAGCUGGUGCCGAUUCAGCAGCAGCAGCAGCAACAGCAAGAGGAGAGCGUCCAGGAGCUGCUGGUGGCCAGUGGAACACUGCCCGAGUAUAUCCGAGAGCUGCAGCGUCAGGAUCCCGAUAUUGGUGGCCCAGUGCCGUGGACUCCCGCACCGAAUGCAGCGCCCCUGAGUGUCAUCGCCUGGGAUCUGCUGCCGCCGCAUCUCACGGAUCCUGCCACGACCCCAGAGCCACUGAUAAUCACCGAGCAGCAGCCGACGAGGUACGUGCAGGGCGUGGAGGAUCCCACCAGCCACAACAUUGGCCUGAGCCUGAGCAGCGGAGCUGCCCUGACCCCGGCCGCACCUGUGCCCCAACAGACGCAGGGCCAGGUGUCGGUGGUGCCGCUGCAGCGGGAUGGACCGGAAGCUCAUGGCACCAAUGCGCAUGUGGGCAGCACGACGCCGAGCAAUGCGGGUGGCAGGUUCCCCAAUCGUCAGCGCGGCUCGGCGCACUAUAGCACCACCAGAAGCACGACCACAACGCCAAGGACAAGGAGCACCAGCACCACUCAACCCCCAACAACAGAGGCAACAACGACCACGACAACAACCAGCACAACCAGGAGAACAACCACCACACGGAGACCAGUCACAACGACUAGGCGCACGACCACGGUGCAGCCAACGCCGCGCAGCACCACCCCAUUGGAUCCAUCAACCUUCUACAGGCUGGACAACAAUGAGGAGUACGCGUACACACUGCCACCGUGGCUGCAGGAAGUCACGGAUCCGGAUCUGGACGUGGCCGUCACCUUCAUUGUGCCCACGGACAAUGACCAGUACAAUCACACGCUGGCCGAGGAUCUGGAGCCGCCGUACGAGCCGUUCGUGGAUCUCAACAACAUUCAGUUGACGCCGCCACCAACGGCGCGGCCUCCACCACUGCCCACCACCACAGGCAGCCCCACCAGCAGCAGCACCACCAGAGCCCCAAAAACAACGACGACCACGCCCACUCGGCGGUCGAGCACGCUGCGAACCACCAAAGCACCCUCCAUACCCACAACGCACAGCACAACACAACCACCACAGAAACCGCACACGACACAGCAGCCACAGAAACCGAAACUGAUCCCAACCACCACCCACCAUACAGAUCUCCUGGAUGGGGCAAGCACGCCUGCGGCAGCGGAGGAAAACCCCUUUGACUCGUCCACAGUGCCGGCCUGGCUGAGGGACUUUGACUAUCCCGAUGUGGGUCCAGGAGUGCCCUACAAUCCGGACAACUUCAAGGAGCCAGCCGCGACGCAGCCGGCGGGAGGUAGUAAACCCAAUGACUUUAGGCCCCAGGGCUUUGAGGCGGCAUCAGCCGCAACCCCACGCUCCCCGCCCGCCCCACUCCCGACCAGAGCAGCACCUGCUGCGGCCUCCGUCUCCUCCGCUUUUCCAUCCAAAGUCACGCUUCCGCUUCCAGGCAACGUCCAGGGCAUCGAGAGCAGCUCCAACGAGAGCCCAGAGCCACCGCUGGUACUGGUGCCGCCAGCUGACAAGCCCAGCGACGAGUCCGCCACCGCCACCGCCACCUCCACGGCCUUCGCCUACAGCAGCACCAGCAGCUCCGUCCCACCAAAUCCUACUACAAACUCUGUCACCAAUUUUGCAGCACGCUUUGAUCCCCAGGGCAUUCAGUCCUCCGUCCCCGUCCCCGUCCCCGCACCCACCCAGGCUCCCAAGGCUGCCAGCGAGGACCAGUUCCCGCCCUUCAAUGGCGGCAGCUCUACGGACGGCGUCACCAAGAAGGUGGGGUACAAGAAGAGCGACGAGGGAAAGGUGAUCAGCACCCCGAUCAGUGGCCAGCGCAAGGAUACGUCGACGCCCCCCAGCAACACGGGCAAGUACACGGGAGGAUUUGGAGCCCCUGCGGGUCUGCUGCGUCCCCAGGCUGCAGGCACUUUCGGCUCCGGCGCCAACACCAAUCCCGCAGCCAACAGUCAGGACAGCAAUGGCAGCAUCUACGUGGCCGGCAGCCAGCACGAAUUUAGCAACACGCUCAAGGCCAACAGAGCUCGUCCCACCGUCAAUCCGGGCCGCUACACCGGCGGCUUCGGGGCACCCGUCGGUGUUCUUUCUGCUCAGGCAGAGCCAAGACCCUUCCAGCAGGCACAGCAGACACAGCAGACACAGCAGCAGCAUAGUCAAGUGGCCAGCCCUGGCCAGUCCAGGUUCGGAGGCCCUCCCGGCGUGCUGGUCCCCUUCGACAAUGUGCAGCGUGCUGGCGGCCAGUAGGACAGUGGGCCAAAGGGUCACAUAUCCCGGCAAAAACACUUUAAAUUAUUUAUAAUCUAAGUACGUGUACUUAUGUUAAAGCUUAGUAAGUUGUCGUUGAGGCAACUAUUAACAUAACCCCCCCCGCCCCGACACCUUUUGUAGCAACAAUCUAUGCGAACCUCCCGAGUGUUUUCCAGUUUCCAUGUGGCAUAAGCACUAGCUUAAACGAAUGUGAAACGCUCCUUUAAUAAUAAAUCGCCAGUCGACUAUCGAAACGAA
Messenger RNA from Drosophila guanche, 3617 nucleotides. RefSeq names its product flocculation protein FLO11. The transcript is spliced from 4 exons. The record is from RefSeq and is a predicted model, not a curated record. Lineage: Eukaryota; Metazoa; Arthropoda; Insecta; Diptera; Drosophilidae. The coding region runs from base 525 to 3356 and encodes 943 amino acids.